AUGGGUCACUCAGCUAGCACCAAUCGGUGGCAGCCCCGCAUGACGGAAGGGACGUUGGAUGAAGAACCGACAGGUGCAGCAACAGCAGCACGCGGAAGCUACGCACCGGUGCCACUACAGGCACUGUCGAUGAGUCGUGAAAGGCCGGACAUGGCGUUUAUGACGAAUGACGGAGUAGUCCCCAUGUCCACUGGGCUUCCGGAACUCCACCAAACGUGCUCAUUGAAGAACCACGUGAACCUCGAGAAGAAAAGUCUGAAGCUUCGACGGUCGUCCACAAACCCGUCGCAGUACGCACUGGAAUUCCAGUUCGACGCGACUCAGCCGUGUCGGAUCCGCGUGUACGUCGUGGCAGUGGAGACCGUUGCAGCUCGUAGUGGGAAUUCCAGCAUCUCUUUGGUCCAUGCAGACAAGAUCCCAAUUCUGACGCAGCACUUUCCUCGAGGAUUGGGACAGACCUUUGUGCUCAGAGGCGAUGGAAAGGAAGAAAAGAGGAUCGAAAAGGACCUCGACGGGUUUGAGUGCCCGCCGUCGCGCUUGGAUUUCUCCGUCUACGACACCGAUGAGCUAAUCUAUCAGGCCAAUGGGACGCAAUUCCCAUUAGUUAUUGUGCUUGAAGUUGACUCGGAACGUGAAUGUCUCCAGUCUCAGUCGACGUUCUGCUCGUUUUUCCAGACAGCUGAAGACAACUGGAACGUCAGAUUGCUCAAGCAGAAAGUUCUGGUGGACGGGCUGACGUAUGAACUGCAGGAGAUCUACGGCAUCAGUGCAUCGGUAGAUACAGCGCCUCCAAUGGAGCAAAACGAUGUGGCUGAGAAUCACAAGACUACCACGAGUCACGCUGCCAGUGCUGGGACCGGUCUACCCCAAGAAGCCGAAUGCAUCAUUUGUUUGUGCGAACCGCGCACCACGACCAUUUUGCCCUGCCGCCACAUGUGUCUCUGCAGCAUGUGUGCGGAGACAAUAAGCAGGAGCUGCAGUAUGUGUCCAAUUUGUAGGACGCGAGUAGAAGCGUUGUUACAAAUGCGUGCCGAGGUAAAGGAGGCUAACGCUCAGCGUGAGUAG
This is a messenger RNA of Hyaloperonospora brassicae, 1065 nucleotides long. NCBI's taxonomy places the organism in Eukaryota, Oomycota, Peronosporomycetes, Peronosporales, Peronosporaceae. The record is from the annotation of a GenBank genome assembly.